AUGAGUUCUGACUACUCCUACGAUUCCGAGGGGACCUACUAUCCCUUCUUCAUCUUCACGCUAUCCACCAUCGUCACGCUUCCUCUGACCUACAGCCUCCUGAAGCCGUCGCAAGAUCCCGAAGCGCUGGCACCGAGGAUCCAGACCUCCUACAAACCCGAACAUGCCGACCUAGUUCAGGCACAACGCGCAGCACACAAGCGACGGCAGCGCAAGCUGAAGCGCGCCGUGGUCGCCCUGCUGGGAUGGGCGACCAUGGCCGGCAUGCUCUACCUCAUCAUCACUACACAGCGAACCGAGGCCAAACUAUGGAACCCCUACGACAUCCUGGGAAUAUCCGACUCGGCGACCGAGAAGCAGAUCAAAAGCCACUACAAGAAACUCAGUGUCAAGUUCCAUCCUGACAAGAUCCGUCCGGACCCAGCCAAGAACGAGACCGCCGAGAUGCUGAACGACAAAUGGGUCGACCUCACCAAGGCCUAUCAAGCGCUCACCGACGAAGAUGUACGCAACAACUGGAUUCAAUUUGGACACCCCGACGGCAAGCAGGGCUUCUCGAUCGGCAUCGCCCUUCCCACGUUUAUUGUAUCCGACGGCAACGGCAAAUACGUGGUGCUCGUCUACGCCCUGCUUCUUGGUGUGCUCCUACCAUACUACGUUGGGUCAUGGUGGUACGGCACUCAACGUAUGACCAAGGAUGGCGUGCAGGUGGAAAGUGCGAACUCGCUCUUCCGUGAAUACUCGGAGGCCAUCGACGAGGGAGACCUGAUCACCGCCUUGAGCACAGGCAAAGAGUUCCGCAGUGUCCUGAAAGGGGACAAGGCCGAAUCGGGUCUGUCCAAGAUCGAGUCGAGAAUAUUGGCCGAUGGCGAGGUCACCGCAUAUGCCGGUGGUCUGGCCGUCAAAGACAAGGAGAAGCUAGAGGAUCUCGAGGGCGGAGUCAGGAGAAAGGUCCUGGCCCUGCUCUGGGCGUAUCUUGGCCGCGUCGAGCUGGAUGAACCUGCUCUGAAUAGUGCAAAGUACAUGGUCGCCCCGAUCGCGCAGUCUCUGUGCCGCUCCUUCACUGCAAUCUCUCUCGCAUACGGCAACACAACACCCCUCCUUUCUUCCUACUACACGAGCCAGCGGUUAAUCCAGGCGCUGCCGCCGAAGGCAUCUCCACUCUUCCAACUCCCACACUUCACUCCCGCUGUGGCCAAGGCUAUCGAAGGUGAUUCGAAGACUCAUGCCACUGUCCAAGAGUUCAUGGACCUCCCUGAUUCUCAACGCCGACACGUAGCGGUUGGCAAUGGACUUCUGAGCGAAGAACAAUACAAGACAGCCGUCAGUGUCGCCCGUCAACUCCCAUACUUCAGAGUCGCAAAGGCGUUCUUCAAGGUCACUGGUGAGCGGUUCAUUAUCCCGGGUUCCCUAGUCACCUUUGUUGUCAAGGGUCGUUUCGUGCCUCCUGGAAGCACCGACGUUCCCGAGAUCGAUGAGCUCGAUCUUGAGGAUGUGGAUCCUGCCGAGGACGACCUUGACGCGAUGCUGGGGCGAAAGAAAAUGGUAAAGGAUGCCGACGGCAAUAUGGUGAAGGAAGAUAACAAGCCUAUCGCGCCGCCACUUGCAUUCGCCCCUUACUAUUCUCGGGACUACUCGCCGAAAUGGCACGUAUUUCUGUCGGACAGCAAACAGGGCAAGAUGGCGGUACCGCCGUUCACUUUUGCUACGUUCGACAAGCCUAUCUUCACCCCUGAGGGCAAGCCAACAUACCACAUGCAGACUCUGAAGGCGCAAUUCGCCGCACCCCCUCAGGCCGGCAAGUACACAUUCGUCAUGCACGCUGUAUGUGACAGUUACGUUGGCUUCGACACCAAUAUGGAGGUUACUUUGUCGGUUGAGGAUGCCAGCAAGGCCGCCCAAAUGACUGCGGAGGAUGAGAUCAGUGAACCAGAAGAAGAUUCACUAGCUGGCCAAAUGAAUGCCCUCAAGGGUGGUAGUGUUCCUACUACGAAGCCAAAGAAACGGAAAGAGGAAUCAGACUCGGACGAGGAGAGUGGCACCGAUGAGGAGGAGUCGGACACCAGUGAUACUAACACGGACACUGAAGAUGAGUCGUAG
Messenger RNA from Anthostomella pinea, 2100 nucleotides. The record is from the annotation of a GenBank genome assembly. Lineage: Eukaryota; Fungi; Ascomycota; Sordariomycetes; Xylariales; Xylariaceae.